AUGGAGUUAACAUCUCCAAAUGCGGGACCAACGAACGGUCUUCCGUCGCCGUCGGGAGUUGGAUACCAGUUCGACCCUCAGCUAAUCCUCGACCAUCUGGCCCAAGUCUGCGAAAUCACACUUGGGGCUUCCAGGAAAGAUCUAGAGAAUGUGGGAAGUCUGUUAUCAAAGGCACGGGUUUCCGAAACUACCCAACGUGUUCAACGAUGGGCCGAUUCACAAGCUGCACUGUACAUCCAGAAAGACAGUUAUACUGCAGAUACCCUAAACGGCGUGCUUGACGAAGCUGGCCCAACUACGUACAGUUAUACUCUUGCGACCGACAUUUCGGACUCGCCAUCCACAAUUUCCUCUAUCGCUCUUUUGAAACGGCCUUCACCAUUAGAACCUACGAUACCCAUUUCCUCACAAAUACAAAUUGUUAAUUUACCGGGUGUUGCCUCGCUGACUAGCAAUGCUGGGGGGCAAGGCGCCCAGGUUUCCCCUUUCGAGAUCCUUCAUUCAGUUGUACACCUUGCGCUGGCGCCUUAUUUUGAUGCAUAUACGAAAACUCAGCAAAACACAAAUGGAAAUCGAGCUCGGUCAGACGUUGAAGCCAAGACUGGCAUACCAGUUACCAAGAAGAGAAUCGCAGAGCUAGAAUUAAGUCUGCUUCACUUGCAGCAAAAUAUAGAGAUUCCGGACCUCAUUCUUUCUAUGCAUCCGAUGGUCCAAAAUGCGCUCGAUGAGGCUGCUGCUCGCAACACUCGACCUACCGCUGAGUUAUUACCAAGUCAACUCAUACACGAUUCGACGUUUCUCAACGCGUUACAAUCCAUUGUCAAUGGUUGGAUCAAAUCAAUACAAACCAUAACGAAGAUGUCGCGAGAUCCAAGUAGUGGAACUGCAACUCAGGAGAUACAAUUUUGGCUUUCCAUGGAAUCCGCUCUCGAAGGGAUUGAAAACCAGCUUCGCGCGGAGGGUGUUACCUUGACCAUGGAGAUUCUUCGAACAGCGAAGCGAUUCCAAGCCACUGUUAGUUUCUCUGCCGAUACUGGUUUGAAGGAGGCCGUAGAGAAGGUGCAAAAGUACAACCAGCUGAUGCGUGACUUUCCACUUGAUGAGCUUCUUUCUGCAACAUCUCUGUCGAAGAUUCAGGAUGCUUUGGCUUUAAUUUUUACUCACCUCAACAAAAAGCUUCGAAUAUGCCCAUACCCAAUCCGUCGUGCGCUACCUCUGGUGGAGGCAAUCUCAGCGGAUCUUGAUACGCAAUUGCAUUCCUUACUCAAUGGACGUCGAUUGAUGCAUCUUGAUUAUCGAGAAUUCAAGGCCCUGAUGAGUACAGCAGACUCGAUUUGGAAAAUCUGGGAUGAACACAUUAAAGAGUUUACCAAUGUUGCACGUGAGGUAACACGACGAAGAAAUGAAAAGUUCAUCCCAAUUAAGAUUAGUCCUAAACAUGCGGAGCUUCAGGCGAGGCUGAAGUAUGUCAGCACUUUUCGAGACAACCACGAACAGUUACAAAAGACCAUUGUUACUGUUCUCGGCCCGCGAAGCGGAGAUGCUAUGGCUGAUGGAGCGCCUAACGGAGCGGUAAUCGUCGAAGAGAUGGGUGAUGUUGAUGCCGUAGAAGAAGUGCAACAAGCUUAUGCCGCUUUGAACAACGUCGACUUGCUUGAUGUGUCUCCAGAAGGAACGCAAAUCUGGGUCCAGGCCGAGAUCACCUAUAACGAGCGCACUUCACGUGUUGAAAACUCUAUUAUUGCACGCCUUCGAGAUCGGUUGGCUACAGCGAAGACUUCAAAUGAAAUGUUUCGCGUAUUCUCAAAAUUCAACGCCCUGUUUGUCCGACCGAAGAUUCGAAGCGCGAUCACAGAGUAUCAGACCACUCUGAUUGACAAUGUUAAGCGUGAUAUUUCAGCGCUCCACGAACGUUUCAAACAACAAUACGGCCACUCCGAAGCACACGCGAUGGCUCAGCUUCGAGAUCUGCCCCCGGUUUCAGGUGCGAUUAUCUGGGCAAGACAAAUCGAGAGGCAACUUGAUGCGUACAUGCGAAAGGUUGCCGAUGUUUUAGGCCAUGAUUGGGCUCUGCAUUCAGAGGGACAGAAACUUCAGAGCGAAAGCAACCUGUUCCGAAAGAAAUUAGAUACUCGACCUAUAUUUGAGGCCUGGCUCCAUGAUGUCCAAAGGAAGCAAAUCUCGAUAUCUGGCCGUCUCUUCAACAUCAACAAGAUCAGAGCUUCAAAUUAUGCGCUCGAGCUAGCUGUGAAUUUCGAUCCGCAGGUUAUCGCCUUGUUCAAAGAGACUCGCAAUUUAUUAUGGUUGAAUUUUGGCGUCCCCCACCAAAUUAACAACGUGUCAAAAGAGGCAAAGAGGGUGUAUCCCUACGCUGUGAGCUUGAUGGAGAGUGUGCGUACAUUUGCACAAACUUGCCGACAGAUAUCCCAGAUGUCCGACGUCUCAAUACUUCUUGGUGGAUAUCAAAACGACGUAUAUACGCUUAUCUCCAAAGGAGUACCACUGAAGUGGGAAUCAUUUGUUCACUCAUAUGACGUGCAUCUUAAGCAACCCUACCUCACCAAUGGCACCAACGAUCAUAUCCAGGGUGGUCGCGGUGAGAGCAAGCACGUUCAAUUUGUCCGCGAGUUCGCCGUAUCUGUAUCCCUUCUGCAAAGCAAGACCAUCGCACUUGCAUCCAUAAAUGUGACAGUCCAGAAGGCCCUUGCAGAAUUAGAGACUUGUCCGUACGAUAGCGCAGCUCUGGAAACUCGCCUCGAGACCAUCCAAAUGGCUGUAGACCAGCUGAACCUUGAGAAUUAUGUCAACCUGUCCUUCUGGGUAAAGGAAAUGAAUGAGAGAAUCAAGGCGACACUUCUGGUCCGUCUGCAGCGUGCAAUAGAAGCAUGGAUCGAGGCCUUUCAAGAUGAUCGCUCAGAAGGGGUGAAUGACGACAGCCGAAAGAAACGGUUCAGUGGCUUGGAGGACGGCCUUGACCAUUAUGCUCCAACUUUAGUACCAUUAGUCCAUGAGGUCUCCAUGCGAAAUCAAGUCAUAUAUCUAGAUCCGCCAUUGGAGUAUGCGAGAGCUAGCUGGUUUUCGCAGCUUCACGACUGGCUUGGUGUAGUGUGCAAUCUUCGCAAGGUAAAGGCCUCAAGGUAUGAAAUGUCGUUAUCCACCACUCACGACACCGAGGCGCGCUUCAAUGACUUACCCGCAUCAUGCGCCGGUGAUUUAUCCCAGGUGUACAUGGUUGUCGAGAAGAAGCUGCAGGAUAUUAGUGUGUAUAUCGACAAAUGGCUUCAAUUUCAAUCACUCUGGGAUCUACAAUCGGAGCAAGUGUAUGAACUGCUGGGAGAACAUCUUUCGAAGUGGCUUCAGCUACUCCAAGAAAUCCGCAAAGCUCGGUCAACAUUCGACACGACGGAAGUAAGCCGGUCAUUUGGCCGCCUUUCCAUUGAUUACGAGCAAGUUCAGACCAAAGUCAAUGCAAAAUACGAUCAGUGGCAACAUGAAAUCUUGACCAAAUUUGGCGGUCGCCUGGGGAAUCGUAUUCGCGAAGUGCAUGCAGAGGUCGAGAAGGCACGUAAAGAUCUUGAAGUGCAGUCACUCGAAGCAUCUUCAACCGCUCAAGCGGUUCAAUUCAUCACUAUUGUGCAAGCAUGCAAACGUAAAGUCAAAACAUGGGGUCCCGAAGUCGAGAUAUUUCGACAAGGCCAGACAACUUUGGUCCGCCAGCGAUACCAAUUCCCUCAAGAUUGGCUAGGCGUAGAACAAAUGGACUCCGAGUGGACAGCGCUCAACGAAAUCUUGGCACGUAAAUCCAAGAUUGUCCAAGAUCAAACUGAUGCCUUGCGAGCUAAGAUCACCGCUGAGGAUAAGGUUGUUGGGGAGAAAGUUAUGGAAAUUACAGCACAGUGGAAUGAAGAAAAGCCGGUUUCUGGUACAAUUGCUCCGGAAAUAGCUUCUGCAACUUUAGCCUCGUUUGAGAGUCGCAUCACGAAACUCAACGAAGAGUUCGAAAUGGUGUCCAAAGCAAAGGAAGCACUCGACCUUCCUGCUAGUGCGGAUACUGCUCUCACGGCAAUACUUGAAGAAGUUCAAGAUUUCAAGUCCGUCUGGGCAGCUCUUUCAACGAUUUGGAAAAGUCUUAAUGAUCUCAGGGAGACUUUAUGGAACAGCGUCCAACCACGGAAGCUUCGCUCGUCUAUUGACGGUCUAAUCAAGAUGACAAAAGAAAUGCCCAGUCGGAUGCGUCAAUAUGCCGCCUUUGAGCACAUCCAAAACGUUCUUCGGCAAUUCUUGAAAGUCAACCCUGUGCUUUCAGAUCUCAAGUCGGAAGCAGUACGCGAUCGCCACUGGAACAAAAUUUUCAAAGCUCUAAAGCCUGGUAAAAGAUACUCGCCUAUUUCAAUGACUUUGGGCGAAGUAUGGGAUCUUAAUCUGACUGCGAGCGAAGUCAUCAUUCGUGACGUGAUCACACAAGCGCAAGGUGAAAUGGGUCUAGAAGAAUUCUUGAAGCAAGUACGCGAAGUCUGGUCAAAUUACUCGCUUGAUUUGGUCAAUUAUCAGAACAAAUGCCGACUGAUUCGAGGUUGGGAUGACCUCUUCGCAAAGUGCAGUGAAAAUCUCAACUCCUUACAAGCAAUGAGACACUCGCCUUACUACAAAGAGUUUGAAGAGGAGGCUAGUUCCUGGGAAGACAAACUCAAUCGGACGCAUGUACUUUUUGAUGUUUGGAUUGAUGUGCAACGCCAGUGGGUUUAUCUUGAGGGAGUGUUCACUGGGAACGCGGAUAUCAAACAUCUCCUGCCCAUCGAAUCUUCUCGUUUCCAGAAUAUUAAUUCCGAGUUCUUCACUGUGAUGAAGAAAGUUUACAAGCAACCGUUCGUCCUCGAUGUUCUCAACAUUUCGGGAGUGCAAAAGUCGUUGGAACGUCUUGCCGAUCUGUUGAACAAAAUCCAAAAAGCCCUCGGAGAAUACCUCGAGCGAGAGCGCGUAUCUUUCCCAAGAUUCUACUUUGUCGGAGACGAGGACUUGCUUGAGAUCAUUGGCAAUAGCAACGACACCUUGCGAAUAGCAAAGCACUUCAAAAAAAUGUUUGCUGGUCUGUCUGGACUGAUCAUGGAUGAAGACCAUCUCAUCUCUGGUUUCACUUCGAGGGAAGGCGAAGAAGUAAGAUUGAAGAAGGAAAUCUCCCUCAUCAAGACCCCUAAAAUCAACGAUUGGCUGGCCUUGCUUGAAAAUAGCAUGAAGUCAACCCUUGCAGAGCUGCUCGCUGAAGCCAUCGAACGUUAUGAGCCGCUGUUUAACGCUGAAGAACUAGAUCAGGAUUCAUUGAACGAAUAUAUUUCAGCAUUCCCUAGUCAAAUUGUGGUACUUGCCACGCAAGCUGUCUGGACAUCGUCUGUCGAGAGAGCUCUGGAAGGCGGUGGAUCAUCGUUGCAGAGUUUGUUCGAACAAGAAGUGAAGGUUCUUCGUCUCCUCGCUUCCACGGUUUUGGGAGACCUGGAUCCAAUACAGAGGAAACGAUGUGAACACCUCAUUACGGAAUGUGUCCAUCAGCGCGAUACGAUUGAAAAGCUUGUCAAACUCAACGCCUCCACUCCUAAUCACUACUUGUGGCUUCUGCAGAUGAGAUAUGUCUACAAACCGGAAGGUGAAUUUUCGCAGCGUCUUCAUGUGAAGAUGGCAAACGCAAAACUGAAUUACGGCUUUGAAUAUCUUGGUGUCGCGGAACGUCUGGUUAGAACUCCUCUCACCGACCGGUGUUUUCUCACACUUACCCAGGCGUUAUGCCAACGUCUCGGCGGAUCACCUUAUGGACCAGCUGGUACAGGUAAAACUGAAUCUGUUAAAGCGCUCGGUGUACAGCUUGGAAGAUUUACCCUUGUGUUCUGUUGCGAUGACACUUUCGAUUUCCAAGCAAUGGGUAGAAUCUUCCUGGGAAUUUGCCAGGUUGGAGCAUGGGGAUGUUUUGAUGAGUUCAAUCGCCUUGAAGAGCGCAUCUUGUCUGCAGUCUCUCAACAAGUCCAAAAUAUUCAGCUUGGGUUGAAGCAGGGCAUGGAGGACGAAAAGUCACAGAUUGAACUUGUUGGCCGUCAACUACGCGUCAAUGCCAACACCGGAAUCUUUAUUACCAUGAAUCCCGGAUACGCUGGAAGAUCCAAUCUUCCCGAUAAUCUGAAAAAGCUGUUUAGAAGUGUAGCUAUGUCAAAGCCAGACAAAGAGCUCAUUGCGGAGGUCAUGCUGUACUCUCAAGGUUUCAACCAGGCUAAGCAAUUGUCAAAACAAACAGUGCCCUUCUUCGACAAAUGUGCAGCUGGACUUUCGAAACAAGCCCAUUACGACUUCGGGCUCCGCGCUCUGAAGAGUGUACUUGUCAGCUCUGGCGGCUUGAAGCGUGCGCGGUUGACACAAUCUGGUGGAGAUUUAGGCCCAGAGGAAGAGGUGGAGCCUCAAAUCAUUGUCCAGAGCAUUCGGGAGACUAUUGCACCGAAGCUUAUAAAGAGUGAUGUGGAGAUUAUGCGAUCAAUUGAGGCAGAAUCUUUCCCUGGCGUUGACUACGUUCCUGCAAGUCUGGUAAAACUCAAAGAGGCUAUCCAUGAGAUUGCCCAGAAAAGGCAUCUUGUCAUCAAUGAGACUUGGAUGACCAAAAUUCUCCAGCUUUAUCAGAUCCAAACCAUCCACCAUGGUGUCAUGAUGGUUGGAAAUUCGGGCUCAGGAAAAUCUGUGGCGUGGAAACUUCUGCUUGAAGCCUUGCAGAAGGUGGAGGGCGUGGAAGGCGUUUCCCAUAUUAUUGACUCAAAGGUCAUGUCCAAGGAGGCGCUUUACGGUAACCUCGAUUCUACCACUCGUGAGUGGACAGAUGGUCUCUUCACAAGCAUCCUUCGUAAAAUUGUUGACAAUCUUCGAGGCGAGGAGUCUAAGCGACACUGGAUUGUGUUUGAUGGAGAUGUUGACCCAGAAUGGGUUGAGAAUUUGAAUAGUGUUCUUGAUGACAACAAACUAUUGACGUUACCAAAUGGCGAACGUCUCAAUCUACCCUCGAAUGUUCGGAUCAUGUUCGAGGUCGAGACGCUCAAGUACGCAACACUCGCUACUGUCAGUCGUUGUGGAAUGGUGUGGUUUAGCGAGGAUACCGUGACACCAAGCAUGAUGGUGUCCAAUUAUCUGGAUACAUUAAGAAGUGUCGCGUUCGAAGAUCUUGAUGAAGACGCCGUGGCUACAGGACAAUCCGCUGCCAGCGCCUUGGCUUUACAGGGGCAGGUCGCUGACCUUCUUCAAGCUUUCCUCACAACUGAUGAUUUCAUCCUGAAUGCGCUCGACAGAGCAGAAGCAUUCAAUCAUAUCAUGGAGUUUACAGUUGCCAGGGUGCUAAAUACACUCUUCUCCUUGCUCAACAAGAGUGUUCGGGAUAUAAUUGAAUACAACUCUCAGCAUGUCGACUUUCCACUUGAACCAGAGCAAGUCGAAGCCUUCGUUUCUAAGAAGCUUCUCUUGGCUUUAGUCUGGUCUCUGACAGGUGAUUGCCCGUUGGGAGACAGAAAAGCCUAUGGCGAUUGUCUAGCCGGCAUCGCAACGUUCGGGUCACCGAUCAUGGGCGACAACUCUUCGUUAAUUGACUUUGAUGUUCUUCUGCCCAAAGCCGAGUGGUCUUCAUGGCAGAAUCAAGUACCCACAAUCGAAGUCAACACUCACUCCAUUACACAAACCGACGUGGUAAUCCCGACGCUUGAUACUGUACGACAUGAAGAUGUUCUCUACUCUUGGCUCGCGGAGCACAAGCCUCUCUUGCUUUGUGGUCCUCCUGGUUCUGGAAAGACCAUGACAUUGUUUAGUGCUCUUCGAAAAUUGCCAAACAUGGAAGUCGUCGGUCUCAAUUUCUCCAGCGCAACUACACCGGACCUACUGAUUAAGACAUUCGAACAGUAUUGUGAGUACAAGAAGACCGUCAACGGUGUCAUUCUUUCGCCAACACAAAUUGGACGCUGGCUAGUACUCUUCUGCGACGAGAUAAAUCUGCCUGCGCCUGACAAGUAUAUGACACAAAGAGCAAUCUCAUUCCUGCGGCAGCUUGUUGAACAAAACGGAUUCUGGAGGACCUCGGACAAAACUUGGGUUACGCUCGAUCGUAUUCAGUUCGUAGGAGCCUGCAAUCCUCCAACUGAUGCAGGUAGAACUCCAAUGGGUGCCAGGUUCCUACGUCAUGCGCCACUGAUCAUGGUUGACUACCCCGGAGAGCUUUCGCUUCAGCAAAUCUAUGGCACAUUCAAUACUGCUGUUCUUAAAAUUAUCCCAUCACUCCGCGGUUAUUCGGAGUCACUCACAAAGGCAAUGGUCAAGUUCUACUUGCAAUCACAGCAGCGCUUCACACCAAAGAUCCAACCUCACUAUGUCUACAGUCCUCGAGAACUUACCAGAUGGGUCCGCGGUAUCUACGAGGCUAUUAGACCGCUAGAGUCAUUGUCUGUAGAGGGUCUGGUCCGUAUCUGGGCUCAUGAAGCCCUGCGUCUAUUUCAAGAUCGUCUAGUCGCUGAGGAUGAACGCAAAUGGACUGAUGAAGCAAUUCAGCGUGUUGCUUUGGAAUUCUUCCCAACCAUCGAGGAAGAUAAAGCUCUUGGCGGUCCUAUUCUAUUCUCAAAUUGGCUGUCAAAGAACUACGUACCAGUCGACCGAGAACAAUUACGGGACUUUGUCAAAGCUCGAUUGAAGACAUUUUGCGAGGAAGAAGUCGAUGUGCCACUAAUUCUGUUUAAUGAUGUGUUGGAACAUGUUUUACGAAUUGAUCGUGUUUUCAGACAGCCUCAAGGACAUUUGAUUUUGAUCGGUGUUAGUGGCAGUGGGAAGACCACACUUUCAAGGUUUGUUGCUUGGAUGAAUGGGCUGAAAGUGUUUCAAAUAAAAGUCCAUGGAAAAUAUUCAGCUGAGGAUUUCGACGACGAUCUGCGGGAUGUCUUGCGUCGCUGUGGAUGUAAGGGUGAAAAAAUAUGCUUCAUCAUGGACGAGUCUAAUGUUCUCGAUUCCGGAUUUCUCGAAAGAAUGAAUACUCUUCUAGCCAACGCCGAGGUGCCCGGACUAUUCGAAGGCGACGAGCUCGCUUCGUUGAUGACGGGCUGCAAAGAAGGUGCGCAACGACAAGGCCUACUUCUCGACUCACAAGAAGAGCUGUACAAAUGGUUUACUCAACAAAUUGUGAAGAAUCUCCACGUGGUUUUUACGAUGAACCCUCCCGAGGAUGGACUCUCCUCCAAAGCCGCUACCAGUCCUGCUCUGUUCAAUCGUUGUGUGCUUAAUUGGUUCGGUGAUUGGUCAGACCAGGCUUUAUUCCAAGUUGGUACAGAACUUACGCAGUCUGUUGAUCUUGAUCGACCGAAUUUCACAGCACCGGAUAGCAUACCAGUGGCAUAUCGGGACCUUCGUCUGCCUGCUUCUCAUCGUGAAGCUGUGGUUAACUCUAUGGUUUACAUUCACUACUCUCUCCAACGCUUCAACGUUAAACUCCUCAAACAACAGAAUCGGGUUACUUAUCUUACUCCGAGACAUUUCUUGGAUUUCGUUGCCCAAUAUGUUAAACUGUAUAACGAAAAGCGAGAGGAUCUCGAGGAACAACAGCGCCACUUGAACGUGGGUCUCGAGAAACUGCGAGACACUGUAGAUAAAGUCAGAGAUCUGAGAGUUAGUCUUGCGGAAAAGAAAGGCCAGCUUGAACGGAAAGAUGCCGAGGCUAACGAGAAAUUGCAACGCAUGGUUGCCGACCAGCGCGAAGCAGAACAACGAAAAACAACUUCUCUUGAAAUUCAAGUCGCUUUGGAGAAGCAGGAGUCAGAAGUUGCGGAAAGAAGAACAUUGGUCCUCAAUGAUCUUGCCAAUGCCGAACCAGCUGUAAUCGAAGCUCAAAAGAGCGUCAGCAACAUUAAACGACAACAUCUCACCGAAGUUCGUUCUAUGGGUAACCCCCCACAAGGUGUCAAGCUUGCUCUUGACUCUGUCUGUACUCUACUUGGUCACAAAGUAGACAGCUGGAAGACGGUUCAAGCCAUAGUCCGCAAGGAUGAUUUCAUUGCUAGUAUUGUCAAUUACGACAACGAACGACAAAUGACUCGAAAUCUCCGAAUCAAGAUGAGGAACGAGUACCUUUCCAACGAAGACUUUACAUACGAAAGAGUCAAUCGUGCCAGUAAGGCCUGUGGGCCCCUUGUUCAGUGGGUACAAGCUCAAGUCAACUACUCUGAAAUUCUUGAUCGUGUCGGUCCCUUGAGAGAAGAAGUAGGAUUACUAGAGGAGCAAGCACUUCAGACGAAAGCGGAAGCACAAGCAGUCGAAAACACUAUCAACACUCUCGAACAGAGCAUUGCGACAUACAAGACAGAAUAUGCUGCUUUGAUUAGUGAGACACAAGCUAUCAAAUCAGAGAUGUCUCGAGUCCAGUUCAAGGUCGAUCGUAGCGUGCGACUCCUUGAUAGUCUUUCUUCAGAGCGUGUUCGUUGGGAGGAAGGCAGCAAGUCUUUUGAGACACAAAUUGGAACCCUUGUGGGCGAUGUUCUUGUCGCUGCUGCAUUUUUGGCAUACAGUGGUCUCUACGAUCAACAAUUCCGGAAGAACAUGAUGGACGACUGGCUACACCAGCUUCAACUAUCAGGGAUCAAUUACAAACAACACAACCCCGUAACUGAAUACCUCUCAACUGCUGAUGAGCGGCUCGGUUGGCAAGAGAAUUCCUUGCCGGUAGAUGAUCUUUGUACCGAGAAUGCAAUCAUUCUGAAGCGUUUCAACAGAUACCCGCUGAUCAUCGAUCCCUCUGGUCGAGUGACAGAAUUCCUCCAGAAACAAAGCAAAGACCGACGACUUACAGUCACGAGUUUCUUGGAUGAUUCGUUCACCAAACAAUUAGAAAGCUCUCUCCGGUUCGGUAACCCUAUCCUUAUCCAGGACGCUGAAUAUCUGGACCCUAUCCUAAAUCACGUCUUGAACAAAGAAUAUCAGAAGACUGGUGGUCGUGUGCUCAUCCAGUUGGGCAAACAGGAAAUUGACUUCUCGCCCGCAUUCAAGAUUUAUCUAUCCACUCGAGAUCCCUCUGCGACCUUCGCCCCAGAUAUUUGCAGUCGAACAACAUUUGUCAAUUUCACUGUUACACAGAGCAGUCUUCAAACCCAAUCAUUGAACGAAGUGCUGAAGUCUGAGCGCCCCGAUGUCGAUGAGCGCCGAUCCAAUCUCAUCAAACUUCAAGGCGAGUUUAAGAUUCAUCUAAGACAAUUGGAAAAGCGUUUGUUACAGGCGCUCAAUGAGUCCCGAGGCAAUAUUCUAGACGACGACAAUGUCAUUGAGACGCUAGAAACAUUGAAAAAAGAGGCAGCCGAUAUAUCCAUCAAAAUGAGCAACACCGAAGGUGUCAUGGCAGAAGUAGACGAGAUUACUCUUCAGUACAACAUCAUUGCGCGAUCUUGCAGUGCCGUCUUCGCUGUUUUGGAACAACUUCACUAUCUGAACCACUUCUAUCAAUUUUCACUUCAGUAUUUCCUCGACAUCUUCCACACUGUGCUUCAUGGGAACAAACGCCUAGCUAGUGAAACGAAUCACAAUAUCCGACGAGAUAUCAUUAUCGAAGACCUCUUUGUCACAACAUACCAACGUACAUCUCUUGGUUUGCUACAAAAAGAUAGAAUUACACUUGCAAUGCUUCUCGCCCAGGCUGCUCCAUACAAGAUGGACAAAACACUCAUUGAUGUAAUGCUCGACGAUGGCGUUGAAGGAACGGAUUUGUCAACAGAAACUCAUAUGAGGGAAGAAGUCAUUGCCAGAGCUUCAAAGCUGCCAGUACUCAAAGGCAAGCUUGAUGCUGUUAGUGCUCAGACUUGGGACCGUUUCUUACUUGAAGAGAAAGGAGAGAAUUAUGUUCCUCAAAUCUGGGAUGAGACAUGUGACCAGCGCGAUCAAGAACUACUCUCGCUCCUCUUGGUUAAACUUUUCCGUAUGGAUCGAUUUGUACCCACUGCUGAGCGAUUCGUCACAGCUGUUUUCGGAAAGGGUCUUCUGGACACUACCGAGGAUCUCAAGCAGACGGUCGAUCAAGUCUCCGCCCGCAGCCCUAUCGCUUUAUGCUCAAGUCCAGGAUUCGAUGCUAGUUAUAAGGUCGACAAUUUAGUGGAACGCUCCCGUACAUCUUGCACCAACAUCGCCAUGGGAUCUAAUGAAGGUUUGGCGACCGCGGACAAAGCUAUCAGCAACGCCGCCGCGAAUGGUUCGUGGGUUCUAAUUAAGAAUGUUCACCUCGCCCCGACUUGGCUACAAAGUCUUGAGAAACGAAUGGACUCUCUCAAACCGCAUGCCGACUUCCGAUUGUUCCUUUCCAUGGAGUCGAGUCCUAAGAUCCCAGUCAAUCUUUUAAGAGCAUCCCGUGUACUGAUGUACGAGCAACCUGCUGGUAUACGAGCAAAUAUGAAAGAUUCUAUGGCUUCUCUUUCGACUCGGUCGGUCAAAAAUCCUGUUGAACGAACGCGGCUCUACUUGCUGUUGUCCUUUCUACAUGCUGUGGUUCAAGAAAGAUUGCGAUAUGCGCCAAAUUUGGGAUGGAAAGGCUUCUGGGAGUUCAAUGACAGUGAUUAUGAAUGUUCUGCGUUCAUUAUCGAUACCUGGGUCGAAACAGUCGCAGCGGGCCGUACCAAUGUUGCACCACAAAAUCUGCCCUGGGAGAUGAUUCGAACUCUGAUCAUCGAAACAUACGGAGGAAAGAUCGACGAUGAAGGUGAUUUUGCCCGUCUUACUCAAUUAGUGAACUCCUUCCUUACCCCCUCGGCAUACGACAUUGGCCACAAGCUUGUUGAAGGAAACACCGUGGACGGCGUCAGUGACGAAGAUGACGGAAGUUUGAUUGUGCCUAGCGGUACCUCGCUACAAGAAUUCACCCAGUGGAUCCAAAAGCUUCCAGAGCGAGAACCUCCAACCUAUCUUGGACUGCCCGCCAACGCAGAGAAGUUGUUACUUGUUGGUCAAGGAAGAAGCAUGAUCGAGAACCUUGACAAGAUUACAGAGCUGUUGGAUGAAGGAGAGCAAAUUAUGGCUGAAGCCACUUGA
Molecule: messenger RNA, 13053 nt
Organism: Glarea lozoyensis ATCC 20868
Lineage: Eukaryota; Fungi; Ascomycota; Leotiomycetes; Helotiales; Helotiaceae
Product: P-loop containing nucleoside triphosphate hydrolase
Exons: 3
Coding region: 1-13053 (4350 amino acids)
Biological process (GO): microtubule-based movement
Cellular component (GO): dynein complex
Molecular function (GO): dynein light intermediate chain binding; ATP hydrolysis activity; ATP binding
Source: RefSeq, a predicted model, not a curated record